Molecule: messenger RNA, 861 nt
Organism: Rhagoletis zephyria (snowberry fruit fly)
Lineage: Eukaryota; Metazoa; Arthropoda; Insecta; Diptera; Tephritidae
Source: RefSeq, a predicted model, not a curated record
CUAAUUCCACAAGCUGAAAAGGACUGCGGCAUAACGAAGGAGCAGGUUCAGCUGCAAAAUGAGGCUGUCAACUCGCUGAUCAAGGCGUACUGCCGGGAGUCGGGUGUCCGAAAUCUUCAGAAGCAUAUUGAGAAAAUUAUGAGAAAGUCCGCUUUCAAGCUAGUGAACAAGGAGCAGGAAAACGUGUCAGUGACGGUGGACAAUCUGCAGGACUUUGUCGGCAAGCCCAUCUUUGUGAAGGAUCGCAUGUACGAGAGUACUCCACCCGGUGUGGUGAUGGGUCUCGCCUGGACAUCGCAUGGCGGCUCGACGCUGUACAUUGAGACGACGCUCCACCGAAAGCUGGACUUGGAGCCUCCAAAGGCGGCCGAGCCUGGCUCGCCACCGGCCCCGCCCGUCGUUGGCUCCUUCCAGCUGACCGGCCACCUGGGCGACGUGAUGAAGGAGUCGGCCAAUAUUGCCUACACCUACGCCAAGUCCUUCCUCCUGGGCCGUGACCCGUCGAAUGAGUACCUGCAGCGGGCGCACAUUCACCUGCACGUUCCCGAGGGGGCGACGCCGAAGGACGGCCCCAGCGCCGGCUGCACCAUGGUCACGGCGCUGCUCUCACUCUCGCUGGGCCGCCCGGUGCGACCGGAUCUGGCGAUGACCGGCGAGAUCUCCCUCACCGGGAAGGUCCUCCCCGUGGGCGGCAUCAAGGAGAAGGUGAUUGCGGCGAAGCGGGCGGGUGUCACCACCAUAGUACUGCCCGAUGAAAAUCGCAAGGACUUUGCCGAUCUGCCCGGCUUCAUUCAGGAGGGACUGACAGUGCACUUUGCCAGCCACUACGAUCAGGUCUACGAUAUUGCCUUCAACUACUGA